AUGCGCGCGCUUUUGCACUCGACCAUGUCGCGGUGGACGGCCAAGAAGUCAAAGGUCGCUGCAGCGCUGCUUUUCACGACGGUAGCGCUGUGGCUCGCCGUCAGCUUCCGUCAUUCGCGGACCGUCGCUGGCCUCGGCCCCCAACCAGACGCCCCCAAGCCUGAACCACCCACAUACGACCUCUUUGGCAUCAAGAACCUCAACCCGUCGAUAGAGAUCGCGACCCUCAACUUGCACGCCUCCCCUUCCAACAAGAAGCCCGCGACUAAGUACGACAUCCCAAUUGACCUCCCCCAGUUCUCAAAGGUCCAGCUCGACACUCCCGCCGCCAAUGUCUCGACCUUUGAAGACGAGCUCCUCCAAACCCUCACAAAGACAUCGGCCACGGCCACGAUCGACGUAUACGUGAACAACCCCACGCCCGAUGCGUCGCACAUAAUAUUCGGCGCUGCCACGACCCUCAAGCGCCUUCCCGAUGCCCUCCGAGGGUUCAAGCACUGGGCGGCGCACACCAAUGCGCACUUCGUCAUCAUCGUCGAGCCGCACAACCCCGAAAACCUCGAGGAGCCCUCCGCCGCGAAUAUAACAUCACAGUUCGAAACGGCCGGCGUCUCCGUCGAGAUCAUCGAGUCCGAACUGGGCUACAUCGACCGCUACGUGUCGCUCGUCGGCCUGAUCCACGACCGCCUCACCCCGAAGACGAAAUGGUGCAGCAUCAUUGACGACGACACCUUCUUCUUCCAGAUGGAGACGCUCCUAGCAAUGCUCUCCAAAUACGACACCACGCAGCCCUACUACGUCGGCACCACCUCCGAGAACAAGUGGAACGUCGACGAGGGCGGCAUCUGGGCCAUUGGCGGCGCGGGCGUCUUCAUCUCAGUCGCACUGCUGCGCGAGCUGUACCCGCACGCCGAGGACUGCGUGGCGCUGCCCAACAUCUACGGCGACGGGCGCGUCAGCGACUGCGUCUUCAAGUACACGACGACCAAGCUGUCGUUCGAGCACAGCCUGUACCAGCUGGACCUGCACGGCGACGUGACGGGCUUCUACGAGGCCGUGCGCCCCCAGCCCGUCAGCGUCCACCACUGGAAGAGCUGGCACCACCACGACAUGCCGCUGACCGCCGCCGUCAGCGCCGCCUGCGGCCAGCCCUGCGUCCUGCAGAGCUACGCCUUCCGCGACGGCUGGCAGAUGACCAACGGCUUCUCCAUCGUCAAGUACAGCUACAACGAGACCGAGCUCGCGAGCCAGGUCGAGGCCGCCAUGGAGCACACGUGGAAGAUCACCCUGUGGGACAUCCAGUCCAGCUGGAAGUACACCCUCGACCCCCUCAAACCAAGGGACGACGGCAAGGUCCAGUUUAUGAUCGAGAAGGCUGAUGUGGACGAGAAGACGGGCGCGGUGACAUUACAUUACGUGAGGAGAAGAAACGGCAAGGGCCAGGCUAUUAUACGAGUCGUCUGGUCAAAGAACUAG
Phaeoacremonium minimum UCRPA7 is the source of this 1476-nucleotide messenger RNA. RefSeq lists its product as hypothetical. Gene Ontology annotation, molecular function: acetylglucosaminyltransferase activity. The record is from RefSeq and is a predicted model, not a curated record. Lineage: Eukaryota; Fungi; Ascomycota; Sordariomycetes; Togniniales; Togniniaceae. Gene Ontology annotation, cellular component: membrane. The coding region runs from base 1 to 1476 and encodes 491 amino acids. The transcript has a single exon.